GGAGCUGGCGCCGGAAGUGCGUGGCCGCUAGGGGCCAUGGCGGCGCUCGGCGUCGUUUACGUGCUGCUCUGGGCAAUUAACUGGCCGCCGGUUUCGGCCUCCAGAGAGGAAUUUUGGCCUGGCCAGUCGGCGGCCGACAUCCUGUCGGGAGCAGCGUCCCGCAGACGGUAUCUUCUGUAUGAUGUCAACCCCCCGGAAGGCUUCAACCUCCGCAGGGAUGUCUACAUUCGCAUCGCCUCCCUUCUGAAGACUCUUCUAAAGACAGAGGAGUGGGUGCUUGUCCUACCCCCAUGGGGGCGCCUGUAUCACUGGCAGAGUCCUGACAUCCAUCAGGUCCGGAUUCCCUGGUCCGAGUUUUUUGAUCUUCCAAGUCUCAAUCAAAACAUCCCUGUCAUUGAAUAUGAGCAGUUCAUUGCAGAGUCUGGAGGGCCCUUCAUUGACCAGGUCUACGUCCUGCAGAGUUAUGCUGAGGGGUGGAAGGAGGGGACCUGGGAGGAGAAGGUGGAUGCUCGGCCAUGCAUCGAUCAGCUCCUGUACUCGCAAGACAAGCAUGAGUAUUACAGAGGAUGGUUUUGGGGUUAUGAGGAAACCAGGGGGUUAAACGUUUCCUGUCUGUCUGUCCAAGGAUCGGCUUCUGUCAUUGCACCUGUACUUCUGAAAAACACUUCUGCUCGGUCUGUGAUGUUAGACAGAGCUGAAAACCUACUGCAUGACCACUACGGAGGAAAAGAGUACUGGGACAGCCGGCGGAGCAUGGUGUUUGCCAGGCACCUACGGGCGGUGGGAGAUGAGUUCAGGAGCAGGUACCUGAACUCCACAGACCACGCGGACAAGAUCCCCUUUGAGGAGGACUGGACAAAGAUGAAGGUCAAGCUGGGCUCUUCACUCGGGGGGCCCUACCUUGGUGUCCACCUGAGAAGGAAAGAUUUUAUCUGGGGCCACAGAGAGGAUGUGCCCAGCCUGGAGGGGGCCGUGAGGAAGAUCCGCAGCCUGAUGAAGACUCACCAGCUGGACACAGUGUUUGUGGCCACAGAUGCCAUCAGAAAGGAAUACGAAGAGCUAAAAAAACUGUUACCAGAAAUGGUGAGGUUUGAACCCACUUGGGAAGAACUAGAACUCUACAAAGAUGGCGGCGUAGCAAUUAUUGACCAGUGGAUCUGCUCACACGCCAGGUUUUUUAUUGGCACCUCAGUCUCAACAUUUUCUUUUCGGAUUCAUGAGGAGAGAGAAAUCUUAGGGUUUGACCCCAAGACAACGUACAACAGAUUUUGUGGAGACCAGGAGAAAGCAUGUGAGCAGCCUACGCAUUGGAAGAUUGCGUACUGAGUUGGCAUCUGCAGACACUGGACACGUCGUGAACACAGGUGUGGGCAUAGGUCUGCUCUGUUCCCCAGUCAAGGAUUAGGUGGACUGUCCUUCAUAGGCUGCAGGACCAGAGAAGGCUACGCUUGCAGGUGGCACAUCUAGGGCUAUGCCCGUUCUCGGGUCUCCCUCGGCCUCGUCUGCAUGUGAAGCUCCUCCACCUGCAGGGCUGUGGCUGUAUUUGCAGUCAUGGUCUGUGACACGCAUCUCAGCUGCACAUGAGGCCUGUGGGGUGAUCCAGAAACCCAGGACAUGUUGUCAGAGCCUGUCUUGGGGCCUUUCUGACACCUUUGGUUUCCUGCGUGUUUUAAGUGAGCAGAUGCUGGUGGGUGAGUGCCCCAUCUCAGGUGGACUUGGAGUUGACGUUUCUUUGGAACCGGUGUUUUCCUAAGCCUGUUGACUAAUUGCACAUGUCUAUAGGGGCCACUGGAGAAGGCUCUUCCACCUUGACCCUGCCCUUCUGCCUGCUGGGAGACCGUGAGGGAGCUUGUUUCCUCAUGGGGUGGACAGCGGAUGAAGCUUCCACCUCACCUUGUGCUGGACCCUGAGGUGAUGCCUCUGAGGGUCCUCCUCGCCACAUCAGAGUCCAGAAACUUCCCUGCUGGAGUCUCCAGGGGAAACCUGGGGUUGUCUAUGGGACACUUGGCUCAGUUCUAACACCAGAGCCUGGCUGACUGCUCUGCACUCACCUGCAGUGGGUAGGCACGUGUGUGUCCUCUGGAUCUAUCACUCACCAUUGAUUGAGAAAUGGACAUGAGAAGUGAUGGUCACAUUAGCUUUAAAAGGCUGCAUCUAAGAUAAACUGCUCUGUCAGGUGGCUUUUUGUACCCAUUUUUACAAAAACCUUUUUCUAGGUCUUCAUGCUACCACCACAAGGGCACCUGCCAGGCGGGAGCAGUGCUGGCUCGGGGCCCCUCCCACCCCUGGGCCCCUUCCUCAGCGUGAACUCCCACAACAGUGUCUUGUGACACUGAGCAGCCACUUUCUGCAUCUGCUGGGGGUGCAGGGACACAGAUGCUCAUGACGGUUAGAAGAUGGUCAGUGAGCAGGGAUGGAGCCUUCCCACUCUGAGCCUGGCUAGUCUAGGACACUGCCUUCUGUGUCUUCUCCCAUGAUUUAAAACUGACUCUGAAAGUGCAUUUGGGUCCUAUGGUAUUACCUGAAGCUGUGCAGGGUAUAUGAUGACAUAUUUAUUCUUUUUCCAUUUGUACAUUCAA
This is a messenger RNA of Otolemur garnettii (small-eared galago), 2579 nucleotides long. It is a transcript of the gene POFUT2, whose product is annotated as protein O-fucosyltransferase 2. Bases 37 to 1326 code for a protein of 429 amino acids. The record is from RefSeq and is a predicted model, not a curated record. NCBI's taxonomy places the organism in Eukaryota, Metazoa, Chordata, Mammalia, Primates, Galagidae. The transcript is spliced from 9 exons. Gene Ontology annotation, biological process: protein O-linked glycosylation via fucose. Gene Ontology annotation, molecular function: peptide-O-fucosyltransferase activity.